This is a messenger RNA of Prorocentrum cordatum, 474 nucleotides long. The record is from the annotation of a GenBank genome assembly. Lineage: Eukaryota; Dinophyceae; Prorocentrales; Prorocentraceae.
AUGCCCGCGGCGCCCGCUGCCGGCCCCGCGCCUGUGGCCGCGGCCACGCUGGUGGGCCUGGUUUCGGCACCGCCCGUCCAGUUGGAGUCGAUGGAGGAGAUCGCGGAGCAGAUCAGGCGCUGCGAGGAGGUUGCGAAGUUCCUCCGCGAGCAGACGGACUUCUGGAUGGAGCAGGUGCGCCACAUCCAGCGCAGCCACCUCCACCCCGCGGCCGCCGGCGCGGCCGCUGGCUUGGCGUCCCCGCCAUGGGCGCCCGAGACCCCCGCCCCGCGCGGCCCCACGGUGGACUCCGAGGGGCAGCCCGCGGCGGCGCCCAGCGGCGCCGAGCCCGGGAGCGCGGAGGCCUGCAGGUCCUCGGGCUCUCCGGGGAGCCCGUCGGACCAGAUGGCGGAGCUGAGGCGCCUGCAGGAGGAGGCGUGGUUCAGGAAGCGUCGGAGCGCCGCCGCCGGCGCCGGCGACGCGGGCGAGGGCUGA